AUGGAGGAGUACGCCUUCAACAAAAUCGCUCAAGUCAGCAAUAGCCAAGGCAGUACGUCGAAACUGCAAGAGAAAGCUGUAGAUGAGGGUGACCAGAAGUCACAGAAAAGCUUGGUCUCUCUGAUACUAGUAGGACGUGGAGAUAGAGAGACCUGGACUACCAAGGUCGAUUUUCUACUUUCAGUAGUUGGAUUUGCUGUCGAUUUGGCAAAUGUAUGGAGAUUCCCAUAUUUGUGCUUCAAAAAUGGAGGAGGAGCAUUUUUGAUUCCUUACACAUUAAUGGUGCUACUUGCGGGCAUACCAUUAUUCUACAUGGAACUGUCGUUGGGACAGUAUUAUCGAAAAGGUGCUGUUACGACGUGGGGAAAAAUCUGUCCACUUUUUAAAGGAAUUGGUUACUGUGUGAUUAUGAUAGCAUUAUACGUAGAUUUCUUCUACAACGUUAUCAUCGCUUGGGCAUUACACUUUUUCUUUUCCUCGUUUACCAGUAAUCUUCCUUGGGCUUCCUGUGAUAAUGACUACAAUAGUCAAAGUUGUUAUGAACCAACGUGGAGCCAAGAUAACAGUACUGAAUGCGCCGCGUCAAACGGGUCUUUAGCAAGCGGAAUCUCAGCAACAGAAGAAUAUUUUUACAAAUACUACCUCGGCCUCCACUACUUUGGAGCCCCAAAUUCGUCAGUGGCAGCGUCGAUUUCGAAUCCAGGUCCAAUCAACUGGGAACGAGCUUUGUGUUUAUUUCUCGUCUAUGUUGUCUGUUACUUUUCUUUGUGGAAAGGCAUCAAAAUGAGUGGAAAGGUUGUAUGGUUCACAGCAAUAUUUCCCUACGUUGUCUUAGCUAUACUAUUUGUUCGUGGAAUAACGUUACCAGGAGCUGAAAAGGGUAUCGACUAUUACUUACGGCCGAAUAUAACAAUGCUAAGUCAACCAAGUGUUUGGCAAGAUGCAGCAACUCAGGUAUUUUUCUCCCUUGGUCCAGGUUUUGGAGUACUAAUGGCAUACGCGUCUUACAACAACUUCCACAACAAUGUCUAUAUUGAUGCUUUAAUAACUAGCACGAUUAAUUGCGGCACUAGUUUCUUGUCUGGUUUCGUCAUUUUUUCGGUCCUUGGCUACAUGUCAUGCAAAAGUGGUAAGCCGAUUCAGGAUGUGGCUCAGGAAGGUCCUGGCUUAGUAUUUGUUGUGUAUCCAGAGGCACUAGCCACAAUGCCUGGAGCAAGCUUCGGUGGAACGGAAGCAAUAAUAACUGCACUGAGCGACGAAUUUCCAUUAGUAAAAAGAAAGAGAGAGGUGUUCAUAGCUUGUUUAUUCACAUUCUACAUGAUCAUUGGACUUUCCAUGUGUACAAAUGCUGGCAUGUUGGUUAUGGAGUGGCUAAUUGUCUACGGCACAAACUGGGGACUACUGAUAGCAGUCUUUUGUGAAACAAUUGUUAUUGCCUUUUUCUACGGUAUAAAUCAGUUCGUAAUUGACAUCAAAGAAAUGCUUGGAUUUACACCUGGUUGGUACUGGAAAAUAUGUUGGACCAUCGUUUCUCCGCUGUUCCUACUCGGGAUUAUUGUCAGUACAUUCAUUAACUACGGACCACUACAGUACCAGGACUACGUUUUUCCCUUUGAAGCCAACGUUGUUGGCCUAUUUUUCGCAAUGUCAGCCACUGCCGCAAUCCCAACCCCUCUUAAAAUUCUCUUAAAUUAA
This is a messenger RNA of Enterobius vermicularis (human pinworm), 1695 nucleotides long. The record is from the annotation of a GenBank genome assembly. NCBI's taxonomy places the organism in Eukaryota, Metazoa, Nematoda, Chromadorea, Rhabditida, Oxyuridae.